Molecule: messenger RNA, 2095 nt
Organism: Trichomycterus rosablanca
Lineage: Eukaryota; Metazoa; Chordata; Actinopteri; Siluriformes; Trichomycteridae
Gene: gpr39
Product: G protein-coupled receptor 39
Exons: 2
Coding region: 7-1242 (411 amino acids)
Biological process (GO): G protein-coupled receptor signaling pathway
Cellular component (GO): membrane
Molecular function (GO): G protein-coupled receptor activity
Source: RefSeq, a predicted model, not a curated record
UGAAGCAUGGAGCAGGCUGAGAGUGACACCAUGGCUGGGCAGGAGGAGGAGAGGGACUGGCGAAAACUGGAAACGAACUUCGAAUUGAAGGUCUUCCUCACAGUCUUUUACAGUGUCAUCCUGAUCCUGGGCAUUGUUGGAAACAGCAUCACCAUUCAUGUAGCUCAGGUGCUACAGAGGAACGGGUACCUACAGAAGAACGUAACAGAUCACAUGGUAAGCCUGGCUUGCUCUGACUUGCUGGUUCUGUUGAUCGGCAUGCCCGUGGAGCUCUAUAGUGCCAUCUGGUUCCCCUUCAGCUCUGCCAGUGGGAACACAGCCUGCAAGAUCUACAACUUCCUCUUCGAGGCGUGUAGCUACGCUACCAUUCUGAAUGUCGCCACGCUGAGCUUUGAGCGCUACAUGGCUAUAUGUUACCCAUUCAAGUAUAAAUCUCUGGCACGUACCAGGACUGCUCAUCUCAUCCUUGCUGCCUGGCUCAUCUCUGUUCUGGUCGCUGUACCUCUGCUGGUUGCAACUGGAACCGAAGGGCAUGUGAUCGAACCAGGAGGGGCGCCAGCACAAAAUCUGACCUUCUGCACCAACCUGCGGGAUUACUGGGGAAUGUACCAGGCUACCGUGUUCACAGCCUUUAUACUGUACCUGCUAGUUCUGGGCAGUGUGGGCUUCAUGUGCAGGAGCAUGAUUGUGAUCCUCAAGGCACCCAUGGUUAUUAUGGAGACUUCAGGAAGCUCAGCACCCAAACAUGAGAGCGCCAAAAUCAAAGCAUCCCGCAAGCAGACCAUCCUUUUCUUAGUGCUGAUCGUAUGUGCGCUGUUCGUGUGCUGGAUGCCGAACCAGGUGCGACGCUUGAUGACAGCAGCCAGGCCCAAAUCUUCAUGGACUGUGAGUUACCUGGUGGCAUACGUCAAGCUUCACCCAGUAGCUGAUACGUUCUUCUAUCUGAGCUCAGUCCUCAACCCUCUGCUGUAUAACCUGUCCUCGCGCCAGUUCCGCUCAGCCUUCCUCCAGACACUUUGCUGCCGCCUCUCCAUCCAGCACAUCAACAAGAGAACUCUGGAGAACAGCAAUGCGUCCCGAGCUCAGAGCCGUAUACUGCGCCCACUGCUGCGCAAAUCUCUGCACAAGAACAAACCUGCCUCCAGUGCAGAGGCUGAAACGGCAUCUCCGAAUACAGAGAACAGUCAGACAUUUCAGAUCCUAAACACAACUCCAAGUGAUGUAACAGAAACUGAAACAUGAGUAUUAACAGGGUUAAACCCACCGGUAAUUGUCUAUUUAUUUCAAAGUUGGGUAAAAAGGUGAAUGAGAAAUUAUUCACAGCAACAUGCUAUAUUUAGUCAUUCGUAGUGACAAUUUAAAAGACAAAUUUGAUGCGGCACCCUUCGGCAUGUUCUCAACCAGUGGGUAAGUGCAUGAGUGGUUUACACCAAAAGAACAGUACAGACAUACACCGACCAGGCAUAACAUCAUGACCAAUGACAGUAAAUAACACUGAUCUCUUCAUCACGGCACCUGUUAGUGGGUGGGAUACAUUAGGCAGUUAGUGAACAUUUUAUCCUGAAAAAUGAUGAAGCAUAAGGAUUUGAGCGAGUUUCACAAGGGCCAAAUUGUGAUGGCUAGAUGUCAGAGCAUCUCCAAAACUGCAGCCCUUGUGGGGUGUUCCCGGUCUGCAGAGCACAACAACGAGUUUGAGCUGUUGACUUGGCCUCCAAAUUCCACAGAUCUCAAUCCAAUCGAGCAUCUGUGGGAUGUGCUGGACAAACAAGUCCGAUCCAUGGAGGCCCAACCUCACAACUUACAGGAGUUAAAGGAUCUGCUAGUAACAUCUUGGUGCCAGAUACCACAGCACACCUUCAGGGGUCUAGUGGAGUCCAUGCCUCGAUGGGCCAGGGCUGUUUUGGCAGCAAAAGGGGGACUAACACAAUAUUAGGAAGGUGGUCAUAAUGUUAUGCUUCAUCGGUGUAUAUGCUUGACUGAUACAGCAAGAGCACCAGAGCUGUUUGUUAUGUUGUGGGGGACAACUUGGACUGAGUCAGGUUGUUUCUUUUGAUUGAAGGCGUUAGUGAAAAUCAAUAAAAUGUUUUUGACUGAU